Molecule: messenger RNA, 411 nt
Organism: Ichthyophthirius multifiliis
Lineage: Eukaryota; Ciliophora; Oligohymenophorea; Hymenostomatida
Exons: 2
Source: RefSeq, a predicted model, not a curated record
AUGUAUCUUAACUUGCCCAAGCUAUUGAAUAAUCAACCGAAGUUGAAUUAAAUUAAAACAAAAGCUCUAUAAGAAGAAAAGGAAACUUAAAAUUACCCGAAUUUUCUUAAGAAGAGCAAAACAAUACAAACGGAAAUCAAAAACCAAAAAGCGAUUUUGAAGAAAAAUUUGAACCGUAAAAAAAAUAGAAAAUAAAAUAAAAAUAUUUUUAUAUAAAAAUAAAAGAAUAAUUUUUACCAUAACAAUCAAUAAAGAACACGAAGGAGUCCCAAAUUGGAAAUUAAUUUAGGAAUAAUUAGAAAAUCAACAUUAAGUAGUUGCUCCUUAUUGCAGAUUUGCAAAAAUAGAAGGAAACUUUGCAUUGAAUAAAGCCACUACUAAAUAAGAAUUAAUAGACAGACUUACUAGUGA